This is a messenger RNA of Drosophila willistoni, 4468 nucleotides long. RefSeq names its product mucin-5AC. Lineage: Eukaryota; Metazoa; Arthropoda; Insecta; Diptera; Drosophilidae. Gene Ontology annotation, molecular function: protein binding. The record is from RefSeq and is a predicted model, not a curated record. The transcript has 6 exons. The coding region runs from base 522 to 4316 and encodes 1264 amino acids.
UGUUGUUUUUUGUUAAAGUGAAACAAGAUCUUAAGUGGAUUUAAAGUUACGAGUGGAGUGAAGCCAAAUUCAAGAGCUAUUUGAAGAGAAUUUGGAAAUUCUUCUUAUGGUUCAUUAAAAGUGUGGCAGAACUUUGGCACGAAAACACAACUAAAACGACGACAACAACAACAGUCAUCAAAGAGUCAACAUAGAGGCAAACCCUCAACGACCUGUAAUAUUGUUAUUUCGACUUUUGUGCGGGUAAUUUCCUUAAAGUUGCUUUUGCCGGGUUUUAAUUUGGUCUACGCCUGAGCAUGUGCUGUGGCAUUGGCCACUGGCAAACGCUUGUCAUUCGAAAGUUGCCUCUGCGUGACAUACAUUUCAUGCGCAUUAGUCGACAAACUUAGAAGCUGGAACUGGAGUUGCUUGGCUUUGAAGUUGGACCAGGAGCUGGAGCUGGUGUUGCAGUCCCACUGAACCCCAAAAUACAUACAUACAUACAUAUAUAGGAGAGAUACACUGAACCCGUUGCAUUAUUCAUGCACGUCGGCUGCCAAAGAGGAGGAAGCAAGAGACGCAGAGACGCAACAAGACAAACGACAACCAAAAUGACGCUGCAUUUAGUCAGCAUUAUUAUAUCGGUGGCAUUAUUUUUACUACUAUGGCCCGCACAGUUGGAUGCCUACAUAACCACACAGAAUACAGGUUGUCAUCAUAAUGGCACAUGGUUUGCUGACAAGUCGGUGGUGCCCAGCAUGGAGAAGUGCCUGAACUGUCAAUGCAAUCGCAAGACUUUGGUUUGUCGUCUCAAAGUGUGCCCAGAAAUGCCCAUGCCGCCUCCCCGGGGUUGUGUGGUAGUGCAAAAGAAGAGUACUUGCUGCCCUUAUCUGUCCUGUGCUCGUCUCGAUGCAUUCUAUAAAAUACCCACAAAACGACGUAUUAUUGCCUAUUUGGAUCACUAUGAAAGGGAAUCCAUUGAUCGAGUGGUUAACGAUAAUAUGCUGCAAAGAAGAUCCGAUGAUUCCGAUGUGGAUUUAUUUGUUUGCGUGAAAAAUGGAACUGUCUAUAAAUCGGGAUCAGCAAUGUCUUCAUCGAACUUGUGCAGCUAUUGCUAUUGUAUAGGUGGCACUGAGAAAUGUGUGAAACCAAAAUGCAUGCUGCCCGUGGAUGGUUGUAAACCCAUUUUUGUGGACUCUACUUGCUGCCCCGUGCGCUAUGAUUGCUCAAGUAAAACAUCUGGCAAAUCAUCUCAAGAGGUUCGCUAUAGGAAAACCUCCAAUAAGCAUUUCCAGCGAAUGUCUCAACGGCUGCAACGUAAUCGAGGCUGCACUGUGGGCUCCCAGUUCUAUGUGGAGGGCCAGAAAAUGCCUUCCGAUAAGGAGAGACCGUGUGACAUUUGCUUUUGCAUAAGAGGUACCAGGCGUUGUGCCCCAAAGAAAUGUUCUCCAGCCCUGAAGAAUUGUAUACCCGUUGUGCCCAAGGGUCAAUGUUGUCCCUCAAGCUACGACUGUGGCAGUCAAAGAGAUUAUCGACGCUCACAGAACUCCAGGCAAUUUAAUCUUUAUAAUCUCUUCUUUGGCAAAGAAGAGCAAGAAGUGGAGGCAGUGGCAAAUGCUGCCCUAAUACCAGAGAAUAAAAUGGCUGAACGUUAUCCCUUGGAUCGGCAUCCCACACAAGGACCCCUUCUGAGUAGUGGAGAUGCUUUAAAAGCCAGCAGUGAGAAGAGCAUAUUGGAUACUCUAAGAGAAGGUCUAGAGUUUAUUGAUGGCAAUAAUAAUAAAAUGUUAAAGGAUAAUCUAGAUUUGGUGGGCACAACUCCCACACCGACCACAGAGAGUUUUUUGGACAUUCUUCUAGGAUCAAGUACAGAGGAAAAGCAAGAAAAGGAGACUAAAUGGACCACAUCAACAAAGAAUUCAGUGAAUUGGAUGGACCUACUACUCGGUCCCGAUGAAGAAGAGGAAACAGUUGGUAAGCCCACAGAGUCAAGCAUCGAACUGGUCACCGCUCCCAUGGGUAACAUAAAGAGAAUCUCUGAAGAUUUUGAUGACCAUUUGGAGAGUGGUGAAAUUGCGGUGGGUGAACUGCCAGCCGAGGCACAACAAAUAGUUUCAGCUCAAGAGGAAAUUGUAACAAGCACUGAUAAAUCGGAACCGAAUCUAUUGAAUGUUUUGUUAGAUGGACUUUCUGGUAUUCUGGAUGAUCCAGCGAAUGAGACUACUGAAAGCUCAAGCACUAGCACCACUUCGACAACAACUACAAGCACCACCACGACUACAGUGAAACCCUCAGUUCGUCCUGCUCCCAUGUUUCGUCCAAUGCAACACACAAGAAUUAAUUCGAAAAUAGCAAAUCUAACAGUCACACCGCCCAAUCGAUUGGAUUUCCAUAGAAGAAAUGUUUCAUCAACUACAACAACUACAACUACAACAACAACAACUACACCCAGACCUACAACAACAGCCACAACUACGACUACAACAACAACUAAAAAACCUAGAACCACUCCAAAGAUAGUAACAAGUACCACUCCAAAACCCAGACCCAAGACAACGAAACGCACCACCACAACAACCACCAAUAAGCCAUCAACUACAACGACAACAACAACGACAACUUUGGCCACCACAGCAAGAACCACCAUAAGAACCACUCAAAAACCAAUUAUUAAAGCCAAACCCAAACCGAAACCAUAUGCCACAUCCAAACCUCUGAUUAUUAAAACCAAUCCCAGCAUUUUGGAAGCUGAACCACUUGAUGAAAGUGCUGAACCCACUUUGCCACCAAGUUUACCCAAUCUGAAGAUUAUACCAUUCUUACCCGCCGAUGCAGUGGACACAAAUCCCACGACCAAUCAAAACUAUUACCCACCCAUGGCUUCUGACAAAAUGGACAUUAAUGUGGAACAAGUUUAUUCACCUAACGAUCAAGCCACCUAUAAAUAUCAAUUCAAAGUGGAAACUCUGCCCGCUGAACAACCUAUCCACCAUGGCCAGUUCGAGGGUAGCGCAAGCUAUGUAAACUAUAAAUUUGAUCAAAAUCAGAUGAGAGUUGGCGGCGUAAUUGGCGAGGUGAUCGAUGAGCCCAGCCAUGGUAAAUUCUCUCCUCCCACUGAGACAGAAGGUGGUUUUGUGCCCAAGGAAUCAUUUUCCAUAGAUGGUGAAGUCCUACAGGAUCAUGUGGGUAGCUAUCAACAGGUUACCCAGCAUCUUAUAGACAUAACAACAGCAGCAAAUGAUACAUCUUCAAUAGAAAUUACCACACCAGAUCCAUUUAAAGAUGUGAUACACACGGAAAGACCACCAAAUCUCGAUAGACUUAUUGAGGAUAAGCAGAAUCAUUCCAGUGAAAGUAUGACAUUUAGCACAUCGCACUCAACGUCGAGUUCAGUAUCCAGCAGCUCAACCUCGAGUACUUCCUCAUCAAGCAGCACAACAAAACAGACGCCAACGAUAGAUAAAAACGAAAUCAAUAAAUUGGAUAAGCUUUUGGAAGAACUACUCGGUGGCAUGGAGGAAUUGUCGACAAGUGUAAGCACUGUGCCGCCAUUUAAAAUGCUACCAACAGCUGCACCAACAACAACAACAAGAACAAUUCCUUCAACAACAACGGCAGCAACUCCCACAACGACAACAGCAGCAGCAGCAGCAGCAAAAACAACAACAUUGUCGACAACAACAGCAAGGCCAACGGCACGUGCCACCAAAAAGGGCAAUAGUAAAACGAAAAAUAAACCGACAGUGGGUGGAACAGGCACCAGGCGACACACAACGCCCAGCAACAGAAACAAAGUCCGUGCCAAAACGACAACAACAGCCAUACCUAAAACCACAGCAAUAUUGACAACAACUACAGCACGAACAACAACAGCAGCCACAGUUCCAUCCACCAGGAGCACAACAGUGCAUCCAUUUUUAAAUUCACCUUUCGACAAAUUGCCUUUCAUGGAUGCCAGUUACGAAGUUCGACAGCAACAACAGCAUCAGAUGGAACUACAGCAGCAGCAGCAGCAGCAGCAACCACAACAAUUCCAUCAUUAUCAGCAUGCCCUGAGCAGCGGCAAUGGCAACAACAGUCCAACAGGUGCAACAAGCAACACAUUCAGCAAUGCUGCAGUUGCUUCUCCAUUUGCUGGUGACAGCGGCAGCAGCAGCAGUGGCAGCAGCAGCAGCACCAGCAGCUUAAUGGAUCCCACGGGUCAAUUAAAAUUAGCUGGCUGCAACAUUUAUGGUCGAAUGUAUCGAGUUGGCCGUAUCAUUGUUGAAUUAUCCAGCCAGUGCCUCGAAUGCAUGUGCACUGAGGUCGGCGUCAAGUGUGGACCAUUAGACUGUUAAUUUAAGACGAAGUAAUCUCAAGAAUUCUGUAUCUUUAUGUGGAAUCUUUGCCCCUGUUUCGCAUCUAAUUUAAAUUAACCAUCUAAUCGAACUAAUCUAAGCAUAAGAUUUAACCAUAAGUUUGUAUUAUAAUUCCAAUUUAAUUUAAGCAG